This is a messenger RNA of Benincasa hispida (wax gourd), 1746 nucleotides long. It is a transcript of the gene ABCI14, whose product is annotated as trigalactosyldiacylglycerol 1. The record is from RefSeq and is a predicted model, not a curated record. Gene Ontology annotation, cellular component: ATP-binding cassette (ABC) transporter complex. Gene Ontology annotation, biological process: phospholipid transport. Lineage: Eukaryota; Viridiplantae; Streptophyta; Magnoliopsida; Cucurbitales; Cucurbitaceae.
UCUCACAGCGAAAACAAAAAUAUUUGUAGUUAAACCCAGACUUGAGUCAGUCUUCGUCUCUCUCUUUCGAUUCCUUCAAUUCUUCCCUUCGAUUUGGUGGGUCUUCUACGUCAGAGAAGAAUUCAUCCUCAUCCAGAACGAACAAAGCUGCGUUUGUUUGUGUUCUUUGAUUCAUUUGAAACAGGUCAAAGAGGAGAGCGAUUCAAAUCAACAAAGUCUGAGCUGCUCAGGAGUCUAUUCCAUGUAAUUGUUUUUUCCCACUUCUAUAAGUUUGAGUUCAAGAAAUGUGUAUGACAUUGAUUUGGAAUCUCCAUUCUUUCUAGUGCCCUGAUUUUCAACGUGAAUCCAAGAAACUGGACCAUCUGUUCCACAGCAGGAACACACUAUGCUAAUAGCUUGUCAACCCCAUCCACUGGUUUACUUCUCUGUCAGAAGCAGCUCUAAAAGACAAGAUGGAUGGAAGAAUGUACAAAACUUGCAUUCAAGAAACUUUGUUAAGCUUGUAUUUGUGGAACCUCAGACCCAUAAAUUCGCUAUGCCUCUCUGCAAAAAUAGAUUGAAUGGAAUCCCAAAUGCAGAAGAUGGGCACCCUUCUGCCUCAAUGUCGGAGGACAUCAAUUCGAAUCCCGUGCUUGAUUCUAUGGCAGGAGAGUUGUGGAAUAAAUGGUCGCCUCCAAGAUACCUAUGGAGGGGGCUAUCAGUUCUUUUUCUGACUGGGCAGGUCAUUAUGAGGACUUUGAAGGGUAAAGUCCAUUGGAGAAAUACUCUCCAACAGCUAGAGAGAGUAGGGCCAAGAUCUGUGGGGGUUUGCCUUCUAACAUCUGCAUUUGUUGGCAUGGCCUUUACUAUUCAGUUUGUAAGAGAAUUUACUAGAUUAGGAUUAAACAGGUCUGUUGGUGGUGUAUUAGCUCUGGCAUUCUCCAGGGAGCUAAGUCCUGUGAUCACGUCCAUUGUGGUUGCAGGGAGGAUUGGAAGUUCAUAUGCUGCAGAAUUAGGAACAAUGCAAGUGUCUGAGCAAACAGACACGUUAAGAGUCUUGGGUUCGAACCCUGUCGAUUAUCUCGUCACUCCAAGAGUUUUAGCGUCCUGCAUUGCUCUCCCAAUUCUAACUUUAAUGUGUUUCACAGUUGGGAUGGCAUCAAGUGCCCUUUUGGCUGACAGUGUUUAUGGUGUUAGCAUCAACAUUAUCCUUGACUCAGCUCUGAGAGCUCUAAAAUCAUGGGAUAUUAUCAGUGCAAUGAUCAAAUCGCAGGUUUUCGGUGCUAUUAUUUCGAUUGUAAGCUGCGCUUGGGGUAUUACUACUUUGGGGGGCGCUAAGGGGGUCGGGGAAUCCACAACUUCAGCCGUUGUCAUCUCUCUUGUGGGCAUAUUUAUUGCUGAUUUCACCCUUUCUUGUUUCUUCUUUCAGGGAGCUGGAGAUUCCCUUAAGAACUGUAUGUAAAUUCAUUGAGCCCACACAUUUAAAAAUUUCAGUUGGGAAAAAGAGCAUGACAGAAUCUGCUGUUUACAACACACAUGACUCCAAGAAGUUUAACAAAUGGGAAACCAUUGCAGGCAUGUGUGAGUUUUAGUUUCAUUUCUUUUAGGCUGAAACAAGAACAAUCUGGCUUUUCUCUCAUAGUUUUCUUAUUGUCUAGCAAAAAAGUUGCCAUUUUUACGUAGGAUUUGAACCGUCCACAUUAUCUACCACAUAUGAUUAGUUUUUGAAUCUCAGCUCAUGUUUUUGUCAGUAGAGCUUUUGACAAA